CGGACACAUACGGUAGUCAGCUGACUGAAAUGUUGACAAAGCAAGUUGGCCGCCGGUAGAGGAACAAAAAUGCUAGAUUCCUCUGACGAUGACUAACUGGUCAGCUUCUAACAACUACAAUGGCCGAUGAUUACUCCAGGUCUACCUGUGAUAUUGUAUAAUCCCGUUCUAUCGAUUUCGUCCUUGUGUGGCCUCACGGUUGCCAGUUUGUACCGUAGGCACUGUUGAUUUUCUCAGGUUUUAUUCUUGCCUGACCUGCGAUCCAUGUAAAAGGUGAACAAGAAAAGAGAAUAAACACCAGAAAGCACUACUGUGAGUAUGGACAUCCAGAGCGAGAGGAGUAGACUGCUGGAUGCGGAGAGUAGAAAUGAAGACCCUACAGGACUCAUGUCUGAGCAGGAUGCUUAUCUGAGUAAAGUGAAAAACAAGAAUUUAUACCUGGCCACAUUUGCGUCUGUUCUGGGUCCCAUGAGCUUUGGGUUCGUGUUGGGAUACAGCUCUCCUACCAUCCCUGAACUUACCAGCAUCACUGACCCUCGACUGCGGUUGGACAUUGACCAGGCCUCCUGGUUUGGGGUAUGAUAGCAGCCAUGAUGAUUUAAUAUCACAUGCUUCAAAGCACAACAGCUUUUGGACGAUGUGUUUUGAACUUAUCAGCAGUUUUAUGUCGUCACAUGCUGUCCAAACACACCUCACUGGAUUCAUUUGAGUUCAAAGCCCACUGCAGUGACAGUAUAAAGAAACACAUAAGAAUGCUCUUAUAGCAGCAAGAGUCAAGCACAAGUAAAAAUGAAAACUUUGGUUGACUUUGGCUUCUUAUGUAUGAAGAGAAACAUGUUUAAAGAUAAAAACAGGGAAUUUCCUGAAAAUUUAGUAGUUAUUUAAACAAGUAGAUUAUAAAUAUAUAAUAUUCAAAUAUAAAUGUAUGAAAUACAUUUAUAUUUUUAGAGUUAAUUCAUUUGUGUGUUCUGAAGCACAAGACAUGGUGUUAAUUCCAUACUCAGCAUUUAGACACUCAAAUAAAAAGACAGACUGUUAUGGUGCACUGUAUACGGAAUAGGGCAUCAUUUCAGAGCACAGCUAAUGUUAGGUAAGUGACAGUUGAAUUGUCCCGGUUGAAUCAAUGCAGAAGAUUAAAAACUGAGUUUUUACUCCUCACUCUAGGUCUCAAAACUGAGUGCCUUCACUUUAAAACUGUGCCUGUGCUGCCACCUAUUGGAUUACAGUAUGUAAUAACAUCCUAAUUAAAGGAUAGUACCACCAUAUAUUGGAAAAGUGUUACCACUGCUGUCUUAUCCUUUGUGUUUGAAGAUUAUGUAGGUCCAAUGUGUAAUGUUUGUCCCUAUAGUUUAUUUUUAUAGUUUGUCCACAUAAAAGAGUGUGCAGUUCUUGUGCUGAAUGAUUUCCUCUACUGUCCAGGUUCAAACAAUAAGUGCGAGUUAAAGAAUCAUUGUUGUGGUUAAACUCACAGUGUAAAAGGUAUCGUUGAAAGUGAUUCACAAUGUGUGUAGCAAGUAAAUCAAACUUGGAUCAUUCUGUCCUGAAACAAAGGGAAAUGCAUACAAAAACACAACACUCAGACAUCAAUUUAUUGCCACCAUCAUCUCUGAGACAGACUUUCAAGAGCAUCUAAAAUCCUGGACUCCAGAAAGACCACCUGGUGGGUGGUGCUUUGUGAGGUGUGGAUCAGUAUGGUGUACAGCUUUGUACUUAUUUAGAAAUAAUCGAAACCAUUUUCUUACCCUGCCACAGUCAACACACAAGAACAUCUGUAGUUCAGCAUCAUGCCAACAUCACCUUAUGUUUCAAAGCUCAACAUCCACUUUGUAGCUGUGGCAUUAGGAAAUGAGAUGAGAAACGAUCAACUUGUCAUCUUUGAGUUUCUGUUAUAAAUUUGCUUUUAGCAUCUUUUUGCUACUUGAAUUAAGACAUUACAAUACAAUCAAAUAAAAAUCUGACUUUCACACAAAUGAGAA
Molecule: messenger RNA, 1976 nt
Organism: Scatophagus argus
Lineage: Eukaryota; Metazoa; Chordata; Actinopteri; Scatophagidae
Product: solute carrier family 2, facilitated glucose transporter member 6-like
Exons: 2
Coding region: 319-582 (87 amino acids)
Source: RefSeq, a predicted model, not a curated record